GUAAACUUAUAAUUAAGCACGGCUAAACGUUGCUGCUGUACAUACUCACGCAAGUAGUCUGGCAAUCCACGUGACUAUAACGUGACGGCGGAAAACGAAACAUCUCGAAACCGUGAAGCCCGUGAGCGCGCGCUCUAAUGGCGCGCUUGGAAAUGUUCGGUUUAUGCACGCGUUCACGUUUUCCGUGGUGCCGAAUCGAAGAGCCGGCUUCCAGCGGAGGAAUAAGCAUGCGGUAUUGCGUUCGGCAGAUAUGACAAGCAUCCUUGUAAAUCUCUUCGAUGUUGUGGUGAAGAAAUCGUCGCGCUGUGCCUAUGCUUCGAGAUAUCCGCACAUCAGCGAACGAAGAUAUGACAGCUCCAAGGGGUGCACUUGUUUGUGCGUAGUACAAUCAUGUCAGCGAACAUGCGUUGUAGUUAGCACGCGCCGCUUAUUAACUGCGUUUGCUUCAGCGACAGUUAAGCACGAUGGUUAUUGCUAUGGAAUGUUGUGUGAUCUUCAUGCUUAUAACUAGCUGUUCUUCUCGAAACGUUCAUCUGCUGAUGGUGUUAGAAAGAUUGUGCAUUUUUGGCAUUUUCAUUAAGGAGUGAAUAACUUGCAAUAGCUAUUAUUACGAGGUGAAAGGAUUUGCGUGUGUGUGUGCGUGUGUGCGUGUAUACACAUUGUGUAAUUGCAUCGCGUAAAUAAUUCUUUAUCAUUAAGUUUGCUUUACGAUCGAGAGUGAUCGCCUGCUGGUUGCAUUCGUCCGGAGUGUCCCAGUGACAUUUUAUUCACGUUUUUAUUUAUAUUCACAUUAUUAUACAUCAUUCAACCUUGUCCCAAGCCCCCAGCCCCACCCCAUUUUUUAAAAUCAGGGUGUGUUAUUGCAACAUUUUCUGCCCAAGAAACAGCCACAUAGGGUUUGUGCACACCGAAUGACAACUCAAACUUGAUAUCAAUUUGAAAUUUUAGCAUCAGCAGCAGUGUCAACACCGAUUAGUGUGCUGUUGCAUACAGCCUACUUUCUUCAUUUCUUUAACUGGCAAUUCCACAGACAUACUUACUUUAUGUGUAUAUAAAUGUUCAGUUACAAACUUGACUGAACUCCAUUCUUACACCUGCGCCCAGGUAAGGUAAAGAACCAAUGGGCUAAGCACUAUAUUUAUCCGAUAAUUAUUACACGUUUAAGCAAUAAAUGGUCAAGCAUUGGAAGAAAUUAAAACAAGCUCAUUUAUAGCACUACAGACAUGCAAGAUUAAAAUGCGCUCAAUUCAAAAAGUGAAGAUGGCAUGCUCCCAGCCAUCAACCAGUGUUGUAGGUGAAACUUCAAUUGUUUUUUUUUUGAGGAGCACUACCUUUAAGUUGGCGUAUUUGCAUGAUUGUGUUCCAACUUUCAGUAGAUGACCGCUGGAGGCCUUCCAAGUUUGCAGUUGUUGCAGAGAGCCAAUAAAUAUUCUUGGUACCACGCAGUAACCGGUGCCUCGUUCGAGAAGGACAUACCGAAACUCUUACAUCGUUUGGGCACGCAAGGAAGCGGUACAGGCGUCAAGCUGAACACCUGUGCUUACAGGGAGAACGCCAAGGAGCGCGGUGAUUUCUACAACUUCUCACUUCACAAAAGCAACAGCCCGUACACAGCCACCAGCCAGUCGCGCAAGAGGGGAAAUUUCAAGUGUCGCUACUGCGGUAGAUUCUUUGUCUACCUGACACCUUUCAUCGCCCAUGAAGAGGCACACACCAAUGAGAAGCGCUUCCGCUGCUACUUUUGCCCCGAGGCCUUUGUCACCCGCCAGCUGUUGACCAUCCACCUCCGUAUCCACAAGGACGAGAUACUUGGCGACAACGACAACGCGCCAUAAGAGUGAAUGUAGGCAUGGUGGUGGGGGGGGGGGGGGAUUCCGGCUUCACAUCUCUGAAUUCAUGGUGGCAACCACUGCGGGCAAUGAAGUUGCAGCCAUUGGCCCACAUAAGCAAGCCCUUCAUCAUGCUGCGUUUUCCAGUGAUCCAAGACUGUCCAGAGUGCGUUGUGCAAUGUUGUGUAUGGAUGGCGACCUGCUGCUUUGGCAUAAGUGGAUGCAUGCCCUGUUCAUCUAGGUUCAACUGCGCAGUUCUGCUGCUUAAUCUUAACUGCAUGUGUCACUUCAUGGAUGUGCACAGCAGAUCUUUUGGAGUGCACAAAUACUUGUCGACACAUACUACUUUGCAUCUGUGCGCAGUGCCCUCUAUCACCUGAGCAGCAGAAAGUGCAUUAUGCACGUUGGCAGUGAUUUGGAUGCCAGCUUUUUCCACAGAAACUCCUUAGCUUUACAUCUUUCCUAAAGCAUGAAGAAGAGCAUACGAGUGAGCUGUGCUUUCCCCGGUGCUUUUUGAAGCUGUUGCUCAGCGGGCACAUGUACAACCACCAUGGGUGGCGUCUGAUGUUCAACAGCACUACUUAUGUGGCAGCCUGUCUUAUCUUGGGGAAAGCUUAAUGGAAAUUAUUUAUAGUGCAAUCCACUUAUACCCUCAAGUGUGCCCUUAGGUGCUAGGCUUUCUGCAAACCGUGUAGAUUCAUUCAUGUGUUAGUGUCCUGUUUCGCUUAUCAGUGUGCUUAUCAGUUUCGCUUGUCAAUAUAGGCCUUGGAACUUCCUCUGUUAGUGCUGUGCCAGUGAUAACUUUGCCAUGAUUAGGCGUGCACUCUGCGAAGUGCUUGCCCGGCUGCUGCACUGUAUGUGCACCACCAAACAGAAUCUGGCCUAGGUUGGGAUCCAGAUGUGUCUUUCAGUACCGUGCAGUGACUGCCUGUCUAAUUGUUUGCCAACUAGAUGGGACCUAAUAGUCAUUUCUAAACUGACGACUAUGGCAUAGCUGGUGGUUUGAUGUUUUGUACUAAUAGUGUAAUUUUUAUUAGUGUGACUAGUAAGCUGUUGGGCUAGUUGGUGUGAUUAAUGAAUGAAUGAAGUAAUGUGAUGCUUUAACACUAAUGUCAUCACAUGGUCUCAGAACCAUUGUUGCCGCUAGGUGUAGAUGAGCAGCCAUACGAUUGAGGCUCUCUGGCAACCACGUGAUACUGGUCUGUGGAGCAUCUCAUCAUGCCUUGUUACCUUGUUCACCGUACGGAGUUUUAUAUAAGCAAUGUGUGAGCUAAGUGCCUUUUCAGAAAUUAUGCUACUUACUUUUUUUUUAGAAGGAAGGGGGUUAACCAAGGGGCCCGAUUUUUAUUAAUCAUAUCAUGAGAAGCCAACAAGCAAUGACACCAAAGAAAACAUAGGGGAAAUUACUUGUACUUACUAACUGAAUUAAAGAAAUGAUAAAU
This is a messenger RNA of Dermacentor andersoni, 3271 nucleotides long. RefSeq lists its product as uncharacterized. Gene Ontology annotation, molecular function: RNA polymerase II transcription regulatory region sequence-specific DNA binding; DNA-binding transcription factor activity, RNA polymerase II-specific. The record is from RefSeq and is a predicted model, not a curated record. Gene Ontology annotation, cellular component: nucleus. Gene Ontology annotation, biological process: regulation of transcription by RNA polymerase II; embryo development. NCBI's taxonomy places the organism in Eukaryota, Metazoa, Arthropoda, Arachnida, Ixodida, Ixodidae.